AUGGGCCAGACCAUUGUUAUUAUCAAUGAUGCAGAGCUCGCCUUCGACCUUUUGGAUAAGCGAUCAGCCAAGCAUUCGUCAAGGCCUACGCAAAUCUUUGCUGGUGAAAUGAUCGGCUGGGAGAACUCACUUGCGCUUUCAGGUUACAAUGACCGCUUCAGAACUUACCGCAAGAAUAUAGCUCGCAUUAUUGGAUCAAAGACUGUUGCGGCUCAAUACGAUGAUUUAGAGGAAGCUGAAGUCAGCCACUUUCUGCUUCACGUGCUAGAUCACCCCGGCCAAUUGAUAGAUCAUAUAAGAAAAGAGGCCGGUGCAAUUAUCUUGAAGAUAGCUUAUGGAUAUAGAGCAGAGCCAUUGAAGGAAGAUCUUCUUAUUAAUAUGGUCGGUAAGGCCAUGGAUAAUUUCGGAACUGCUGCUGUCCCUGGCGCAUUUUUAGUGGAUGUAAUGCCUUUCUUGAGGUAUUUGCCAGACUGGAUUCCCGGGGCUGGCUUUAAGAGGCUUGCCCGCCAGUGGGCAUCAGAACUCAAUGACGUUGCUGAAAAGCCUUAUGCCUUUGUACAGCACCAAAUUUCACACGGAAAGCAAGACAAUUCGCUUCUGGCACAGCUUCUUGAAGCAGGUGAUUCAACCGAUGAAGAGAAAAUAACGAACAAGUGGUCAGCUGCGUCUCUAUAUGCAGCGGGAGCUGAUACGACCGUAUCUGCUAUUGCGUGCUUCUUCUUAGCCAUGUCGCUCUUCCCCAAUGCUCAGAAAGCGGCUCAAGAUGAGAUUGACCGUGUUAUUGGCAAUGAUAGACUCCCAACCUUUACAGAUCGCCCAAACCUGCCCUAUAUCGAAGCUUUAGUCAAGGAAGUUUUGAGAUGGCAUCCCGUUGCUCCUAUGGGCCUGCCUCACACAAGCACCGUAGAGGACAUAUUCGCGGGGUACCUAAUUCCUAAAGGGUCCAUGGUGAUGGCCAAUAUUUGGUACUUCUUACAUAAUCCCGAGGUCUACGACGAACCGAUGCGUUUCAAGCCAGAAAGAUUCCUACCAAUCGACGGCCAGCCCGAGCAAGACCCACGCGCAUACGUGUUUGGAUUUGGACGUCGUCUCUGUCCAGGACGUGUAUUAGCUGAAAAUACCCUAUUCCUCAAUAUUGCACAGUCUUUGGCAGUUUUCAAUGUUAGCACACAUGAGAACGCUACUACACGAGAGGUGCUUUUCACACCCGGUAUCGUUAGCCAUCCUGAGUCGUUCCAGGCUACAAUUACGCCGAGGUCUGUCCAUCACGAGAAGUUGAUUAGACGUUUGGAGCAGAAACACCCGUGGGAGACAAGUGAUAGUCAUAUUCUUUAUAGUAUGAAGACACAGAAUUAG
Messenger RNA from Fusarium venenatum, 1356 nucleotides. RefSeq names its product cytochrome P450. The record is from RefSeq and is a predicted model, not a curated record. NCBI's taxonomy places the organism in Eukaryota, Fungi, Ascomycota, Sordariomycetes, Hypocreales, Nectriaceae. Gene Ontology annotation, molecular function: oxidoreductase activity, acting on paired donors, with incorporation or reduction of molecular oxygen; iron ion binding; heme binding.